AUGUCAUCAUCCGAUGAGCAUUCUAAAUGCAAAACAAAAAAAGUUCAAUGUCAUUGUCCAAAAUGUAAAGGGAAAUUUGUAGAUCAAAGAACACAACAAGAGCAUAUCAGCCUAGCCGAUAUUGGUAAAUCUACAAAAACUGAAAUGCAAUCACAUUCAACUAAAUGCAAACAUGAAGAAGAACCUCUUUCUAAAUUCCAAAAACAUAGUUCAGAAAGUGAAGAUUCUGGAAACAUAUAUUUGAAUAGCGAUGUUUCUGAAAAUGAUGAAGAUGAGGAAGAACUGCUACCAGUAUUCCAACUGAAAAUUGAAGGUUCCAGAACUGAAUAUUCAAAUAACAAUAGUUUUGAAAAUAAUGAAAGCAAUAAUUCAGAAAAUGAAGAAGAUAGUACAACUAGUGACGAAAAUGAAGAAGAUAGUACAACCAGUGAAAAGGAUGAAGAAGGUAGCUCUGAUAUGGAAGACGAUAUAAUAAGUUUAUAUCUAGAAGAUGACUUUGAUGGAAAAUUAUUAAUUUCUAGAAAAUUAUCUAAAGGAAAAUUUAAAGAUGUAUUACCAGCUGAAGAAGAUGAUAUAAAUCUUGACCAACCUUUAGAAAUUUCACAACUAUAUGAUGUAUAUCAGGAAUCUGAUAAUAAUGAAUCUAUGAUAAUUGAAGAUGAAGUACCAGAUGAGCCAGAUGAUUUGCCUUCUUCAAGCGAUUCUUCGAAUGAUUUAAGUGAUUCGGGUAAAUCUUCAAUAGAUUCACAAGAACAUAAAUCUAUUAAUUUUAUUCCACCAGAAAUCGAUCCUAAAGUUUUUGAUCCACUGUUCAAUUUUGAAGAUAAUUCGAAUGAUUGGAUAAUCUUAUAG
Molecule: messenger RNA, 852 nt
Organism: Dentiscutata heterogama
Lineage: Eukaryota; Fungi; Glomeromycota; Glomeromycetes; Diversisporales; Gigasporaceae
Source: the annotation of a GenBank genome assembly